UUCCCCCACCGUGUACCCGGUUUCCGCAUAAGCGUGUACCUCCUCACUCUAACCGGACAGCUGAAAUCAUUUCUCUGCGAGCUAGUAUGUCGUAGUCAAUACAGUUCGUCGGUGGUUUAUGAAGUCGAAGGAUAUCCGAAGUUCUGAAGAAAAUUUGAAAAAUUUAAUUUUUCUAUUUGGUUUUACCGUCGACUGCGGAGGCUGCGUCGCGCGUUGCGAUAAUCUGUGUGAUGUGACGAUUGAAACGGAUUUCAGUAAAAUACAAAUUUUUGAAUUGCAAUUUUUCAAAGUUAAUUUCAAGUUGAAAAAUCGAUUUUUCGAAAACCAACAACAAAAAAGGAAUACAAUGACAUAAUUAUAUUUUUGUUUUUGAAAAAGUUCGAAAGAAAUUUCGAAAAGGUUUGAUUGACAUCGGAUUUUUUGUCAAGUGUCAGAAAGGACAGAGGAAAACAUAGUACGUGGGAUUAUUUUUUUUCAAAAAUGUAUACCGCCACCUGGAUUCUUAUUUUGUGGAGUUUGGUUGACGUCAAUUUGGCUGAUAUCCAAAAUGCGGAUACGUUAUUGGAUAUCGAUACUGGAAUAUCGGAAGAGUCUCAAACUGGAGUCUAUAACAGUCAUCACACCAGAAGUAUUCCAAAAAUAAGAACUUCCGCUUCCGUUAAUUGGACAACUCUACCGGAAAUGUUGGACGUGUACAAUUCACGAAAUCUAAUAGAAAAUUGGGUUCGCGGAAAGUAUCCAGUGGAUUUGCAAUGUGACAACGAUAUGACGCGAUACGUCGAAGCUCUAAAAAAUCAAGAGAUUUGGGCACUCAAAGUCGAUGACGCUUCGGGACGAUUCACAAAUGGCUUUUUAUGGGGCAAUUCUUAUUUCACUGGAUCUGCGACAGAAUGCGCUUAUAUCAGUCGUGACUAUUCGAAGAAGAAUGAAAAGUACGUACCCACGUUUACAGAGGCUCGCCAAUUUACAAGUGAACCAAAGAAAAAGGCAAACACUGGAUUAAGUGGUGCGAGUCUACUGCCACCUAGCGUUUCGGAUCGGCCGCCAUUCGAACUUGGAUUUUAUAUGAUGAAAAUCAAGAUCAAUGGCACAAUAGCUCCUGUCACAAGGACUAUCCACCUGGGAGUGUGUCUGCCAUUCUCUUGCACUGCGUCGGACGUCCAUGUAAUUGGCAGAGUGGCAUCGAGCGAAAGCGCAUCGCGACAUUCGUCAAUAGAGAGUGUACGCGAUCAGCACAAUCUAUAUGACAUGUUUAGCGAUCCAAUAUUCUGGAUUUUAUUUGGCGUAAGUUCUGUGGUACUGAUCUUAAUGAUAGGAGGUACCGGAUACGAUGUAUAUUUAUCAAGAAAAUUAGCUGAGAAAUGGAGAAACUAUGAUUUGGAGAAGUCAGCUAAAUUAGCGCAAGAAUUAGCUAAUGGGAAUGGCAAGUCUUUGACUGCUUUUCAAGGUAAGGUCUACCUUCCUGUUCCAGUAUCAGAUCCAGUUGUGAACGCAUCCAAUAGAGUGAACAACAAUAACAAUCACGAGGAUAGUUUACCAACGCCAACUCCAGAGUUGAAAAAAUUGAGUAUUCCAGAGGAAUUGUUAUUAUCGUUUUCGAUUCGCGCCAACAUGAAAACAAUUUGUGACAAUUCCGUCGGCAAUGAUACCAUAAGCACUGUACACGGGUUAAGAGCCAUAUCUAUGGCGUGGGUAAUUCUAGGACAUACUUGCAUAGUGGUUUUCAAGUAUUCAGAUAACAUGGAGUACCGUAAGGUUGUCGAGAAGAGAUUUCUGUUCCAAACCGUGACCAAUGGAGCUUUCAGCGUCGACACGUUCUUCUUCAUGGGUGGACUUCUCGUCAGCUUUCUCUAUUUUCGAACAAACGCCAAGGGCGACCUCAAUAAGCUGACUCAAGGUACUAAAGGAUUCGUGGCGGGAAGUUUGAAAUUCGUUGGCUUCCUGGCGUACAGAUUCUGCCGACUCACUGCGCCCUAUAUGUUUGUACUGGGUGUCGUGGAAGUAUCGAUGAAAUGGUUUCACGCUAAUUCAGUUUUCGAACCUCCAACUGCUGAUCAUUACAACUGCCCAAAUUAUUGGUGGCGAAAUUUACUCUACAUCAAUACGUUAUUCCCCGUGGAUCAAAUGUGCAUGCUAUGGAGUUGGUACGUUGCUGACGAUACCCAGUUUUACAUAGUUGGAGCCAUAAUGCUAAUAGUGGCUACCAGCCAUUUCAAAAUAGCUGCUUUCUCUCUGGUGACACUAUUAAUUAGCUCCUGGUUAACUACUGGUUAUAUAGCGUUGGUUAAUAACCAUAUGCCAAGUUCGGAUGACCCUCUGGCACUAUUUGAUAAGAUAUACGACAAACCAUGGACGAGACUUGGUCCAUAUUUAAUAGGAAUGUCUGUAGGAUAUCUACUAUACAGAACAAAUUGUAAAAUUAAGAUGACGAAGGCUGCUGUCACUGUCGGUUGGAUUUUAUCCAUAGCAUGUUUAUUAAGCUUACUUUAUGGAUUGUACGAAGCCGAAUUGAGUCCUGCAGUCGCAGCUGCUUAUUCGUCCUUGAGCCACAGUGCAUGGGCAUUAGGCUUAUCAUGGAUAGUGAUAGCAUGUAGCACUGGAUACGGAGGAUACGUUAAUGACAUAUUAUCAGCACCUAUUUUAUAUCCCUUCAGUAGAGUCACUUAUUGUGCCUAUCUCGUGCAUCCAAUAGUAAUCCGAUUGACUGCCAUGAAUUUGGAUUCACCAUUUCAUUUGGGAAAAGAUACCAUGAUGAUCACGUUCCUUGGUCAAGUAGUACUUUCUUAUGUCCUAUCGUUCGUCAUAUCAGUAUCCUUCGAAGCACCAGUAGUGAGCAUGCUGAAGAUUCUUGCGCCAAGGAGAAGGAAGAGGUUCCAAUAAUAAUAAUACGCGACAACGUAAAAUCCUUCGAUCAGUUGACGAGUACCCAACGUGUUUAAUAAACAAUUAUUUAUAUAAAAAAAAAAA
Messenger RNA from Cephus cinctus (wheat stem sawfly), 2967 nucleotides. Its product is annotated as nose resistant to fluoxetine protein 6. The transcript has 10 exons. NCBI's taxonomy places the organism in Eukaryota, Metazoa, Arthropoda, Insecta, Hymenoptera, Cephidae. Gene Ontology annotation, molecular function: acyltransferase activity, transferring groups other than amino-acyl groups. The coding region runs from base 481 to 2880 and encodes 799 amino acids. The record is from RefSeq and is a predicted model, not a curated record.